UAUUUAAUUCCAACUUCAUUGUUUACAAGCAAAUUUUUGCGUGUAUGUAUGAGAAUUUGGCGCGAGAAGUGGUCUAGUUGGUUUGUUAUGAGUGUCAGUUAGUGUUCAUGGAAAACGCAAAUUACGAAAAGAGCCCUAAAGAUUAUAUGGGUGAACAGUCUGCAGAGGAUGAUUUGGCCGCCGUUACUGCGAGGACGUUAAAUGACAUUUUAAUGGAAGAUCCAUUAAUGUGCGAUUUGCCCAAGAAUGUGACUUUGGAAGAGGUUAAUUCGCAAAUUGCGCUACAACAAGGACAGUCAAUUACAGUGUUUAUCGACAGGCAUAAUGAAACUACGGUACCAGUUGUGGUGCCGCAAAGAGGCUCAACUGUUUUGGAUUUGAAGAGAGCUUUUCGCCGAAACAUGUCAUUAAAGCUUGCCCGAGAGAAGAUAUACACCAAAAUCAGUUGGCGCUAUGUUUGGAAAAAUAAUUGGCUGUAUUUUGAAGGUCAGAAGCUGAAAAGUGACAGUGAUUUGUUGGAAGACUUGGGAAUAUGGAAUAAAUGUCAUGUUAGUUUUAUCAAACGACUAAGGGAAAAGGGGAUAAAGAACUGACAGUAUUUGCUGAUGCAAAAUACUUUUAUGUAUAUUUUGAUAAGUGAUCUCACAGUAUAAACAUUUUGUCACGUUGUACUAUCUUACAACAUUUUUUUUACAUGUGUUCGCUACGUACAAAGAUUGUAGUACAAUGCAAUGUGAUGACAGA
Molecule: messenger RNA, 744 nt
Organism: Schistocerca serialis cubense
Lineage: Eukaryota; Metazoa; Arthropoda; Insecta; Orthoptera; Acrididae
Product: U11/U12 small nuclear ribonucleoprotein 25 kDa protein-like
Exons: 2
Coding region: 108-593 (161 amino acids)
Biological process (GO): mRNA splicing, via spliceosome
Cellular component (GO): U12-type spliceosomal complex
Source: RefSeq, a predicted model, not a curated record